AUGAAUCGAAGCUUUAGGGCUCAGCAAGAAACGGCAAUGCAAGCGGCGGCGUUGAAACAACGGCAACAAUUAAGAGCUUCGAUGAUGAAGGAGAAAGAGGAAGAGCUCGCAUUGUUUCUCGAGAUGCGGAAACGAGAGAAAGAGCAGAUUAAUCUUCUUCUUAAUCACUCCUCCGAAGACUUCGAUGCUCCUUUAGGAUCUAAACCUGGAACUUCUCCGAUAUUUAAUCUGUCGGCAUCGACAGCUACUCCGGCGAGAAAGACGGCUGCUGCUGCUGAUGAUUUUCUUAACUCUGAUGGUGAUAAAAAUGACUAUGACUGGCUUUUAACACCUCCUGGUACUCCUCUUUUUCCUUCUUUGGAGAUGGAGUCGCAAAAGUCUGUAAUGAGUCAGAUUGGUACUCCAAAGCCUCGACCUACUGCCCUGAAAUCUAGACUAGCAAAUCCCCAGCCAGAGUCUGCUGCCAGGGGCAACUUAGCACCGAAGCAGGCGGCUCUGUCCCCUGGGUUGAAUUCUUCAAGUACAGGCUUUCGCAGGCCUUCAUCAUCGGGGGGUCCAGGUUCAAGACCUGCAACACCCACUGGACGCCAUACAUUAACUGGAGCAUCCAAACCUACAAGAUCAUCAACACCAACAACUCGGGCCACAUUAUCGUCAACUAAGCCCUCACCAUCUGCGACUAAGCCUGUGACUUCUGCAGCAAAGCCUGUGACAUCUGCAACUAAGCCUGCGACAAGGCCUGUAAUGUCCACAACUAAGCCCACAGUUUCUGUAACCAAGACUGCAUCCUCUGCAACUAAACCCACAGUCUCUGCAAGAUCCUCCACACCAACAAGGUCCACAGCUAGGUCUUCGACACCAACUGCAAGACCAUCUAUACCUUCAUCCAAUCCUGUAUCAAGAGCAGCCACACCAACUCGCCGACCGUCAACUCCAUCAAGCACUUCUAAUGUAUCUGCUCCUCCAAUUAAAUCAUCACCUUCAGUCACAAAGCCAACUCCUGCAGCUUCCAGAAAUUCUGUACCAUCACGUGGUGCCUCUCCGACAGUAAAAUCUAGACCAUGGAAGCCUUCUGAGAUGCCUGGUUUCUCACUUGAUGCUCCACCCAAUUUAAGAACAUCACUACCUGAUAGACCACUUUCAGCCACUAGAGGUAGGCCAGGAGCACCAAGUUCUCGAUCUUCUUCUGUUGAACCUGGUCCUACUGGUAGACCAAGACGACAAUCAUGCUCUCCUUCAAGAGGACGUCUCCCUAAUGGUUCUAUGCUGCAUGUCAGUGGGAGCUCCGUUCCUGCAGUAAGUCGUGGGUAUUCUAAAGUUAGUGAUAACUUGAGCCCUGUGGUAAUUGGAACUAAAAUGGUUGAGAGGGUGAUAAACAUGCGAAAACUGGCACCACCCAAGCAAGAUGAUAAACAUUCUCCUCAUGGUAACUUGUCUGGGAAGUCUUCAUCACCAGAUAGCUCAGGCUUUGGAAGAACACUUUCAAAGAAAUCGCUCGAUAUGGCUAUAAGGCAUAUGGACAUAAGGCGAAGCAUUCCUAAUAAUUUACGGCCAUUGAUGAUGAAUAUUCCAGCGUCAUCUAUGUACAGUGUGAGAUCACGUCCUACACGAGGCAGAACUAUUAGCGUCUUAGAUUCCCCUCUCGCUACAAGCAGUAAUGCUAGUUCGGAGCUUAGUGUGAAUAACAAUGGCAUUUGUUUAGAUGGGAGCGAAGUAGAAGAUGAUAUUGGCAGUGAGAGAGGUGGUCGAUCCCCUGCCAGUGUGCAUGCCAGAUGAUGGUCAGUGGUGUAACAACCCUGAGAUAUGACCAUACAUUAUUGUUUCCAGGAUUGAACCACGCCAGAAUUUUUAUUCUAAUAUCGAUGUAAAGCUAAUUAGAUUUGUUUUACUAUUGUGUAAUUCACGAUCUUUGUAUUAUUAAGGGAUCGCCAGGUAGAUGCUAAACAUGUUUCUUCCCCAAAUUCUACACGGUUGAGUUGUUGUGAA
Messenger RNA from Theobroma umbraticum, 1986 nucleotides. RefSeq names its product flocculation FLO11-like protein. Lineage: Eukaryota; Viridiplantae; Streptophyta; Magnoliopsida; Malvales; Malvaceae. Gene Ontology annotation, biological process: cortical microtubule organization. Gene Ontology annotation, cellular component: cortical microtubule. The record is from RefSeq and is a predicted model, not a curated record.